Candidula unifasciata is the source of this 1056-nucleotide messenger RNA. NCBI's taxonomy places the organism in Eukaryota, Metazoa, Mollusca, Gastropoda, Stylommatophora, Geomitridae. The record is from the annotation of a GenBank genome assembly.
AUGUCCUACUUCAACAGAGACGAAAAUCUACAGGAAGUAAACAUAAAAAAUCUUAUCGAUUUCUUCCAAGCUGCAUCCACAGUACCCACAAUAUCCGAUGGGAAGAAACAGCGGAACUUACUUCUGUUGGGAAAGACUGGUCAUGGUAAAAGUGCAACAGGAAAUUCUACACUUGGUCAUCGGGAGUUCAAAAGCAGUUCUUCUGCCAGCUCUGUUACUUCUGAAGUGCAGUGCAAACAGGUAGAGUUUAAUGGUUUCGUCAUCAACGUCAUCGAUACGCCAGGCUUAGCUGAUACGACCUUCAAGAAUCGUAGAGCUGAAGAGAUGCAGGUAGUGAUAGAAAACAUGAAACAGGCAAUUCAUAUGUCGCCAGGUGGCAUUCAUGCCUUUUUAUUUGUGGUUUCCUUCAGUGGACGCUUUACUGAAGAAGACAGGAGUUGUCUUGACGCAUUUAAACAAAUUUUUGGGCCGACAUUUUUGGAGGAAAAUGGGAUCAUUGUCUUUACCCAUGGAGAUCUUUUUCAGGGAUCAAUGGAGGAAGAAGAGACGCCAGAUAAAAGCUUUAAAGAAUGGUGUAGAGAACAAACAGGUCCUUUUGGUGAUUUGAUGAAGGAAUGUAAAUACCGAUGCUUGCUUUUCAACAACUCGCAACGUGAUAGCGCAGGCAAGCAAAAUCAGCUGAAACAACUAGUUGAACAGGUCAGGGUAUUUGAGAGGUCGUAUACACAUGAACACUUUCAGCAGUACUGCGAUCUUCGAAAUGAGUUUAUUAUUAAGCUGAAAUUACCCGAGUUAAAGGCAUCAUUCCAAAGACUUAUUGACAACCUCAAUUCUGACGUGAAUGAGCUGGGAAGAACUAGAAACGCUAAUUUGUCUGUAGUAACACAAAACGCAGGCCAGCUAGAGCAAAGAUUAGCAGCUGAAGACGGAGGAACUGGGCUGUUAGAUGACAUGAAGGCACAGCUGGCAAGGACUAGGCAGAGAAUACACAACUGUAUGCAGAUUGAAUCCGAAAGGCGUCGCCAGGAGAAUGACAGUUCGUGCUCUAUUUUCUGA